GAAGGUGCGCCGGAAGGGAGCUACUGCGUCUGGACGCCAAAAAUUAUUUCCCCGUCGUCGGUUACCGGAGCGUCGCCUUCUCCCGGUAGAUGCGAGAAGAGCAAUUCCACCGGAUCUUCGGCCUCGACCACGAAGCGGCGGUGGAGGCUACGAGAUUUGCUGCGUAGAUCCAGCAGCGACGGGAAGGUGUGCUACUUGAUGGUCCAGCCAAACACUGCUGGCGCCAGCAGUAGCGGCAGUAAUAAUAGCAACAGCAGCAAUAAUGAAAUUAAUUUGGGGAAAGGGACGGCGAAACCGUCGCCGGCAAGAGCUGCGAAAAUGGCGGCGUCGGCACACGAGGUGUUUUAUACGAAGAGCAGAGCGUUGAAAGAUGGGGAUUGGCGGCGGUCGUAUCUGCCCUACCGUCAGGAGCUUCUCGUCGGAUUCUUCUCUAAUGUGAACGGUUUACGUUGA
Molecule: messenger RNA, 453 nt
Organism: Linum tenue
Lineage: Eukaryota; Viridiplantae; Streptophyta; Magnoliopsida; Malpighiales; Linaceae
Source: the annotation of a GenBank genome assembly